AUGACUUUUAUCAACACAAAAUGGGCUUUAUGUAUUCAACUGUGUAUGAUCAAUGGUUCAAAAGGUGGGAAAUGGUUCAAAGAAAAUCUGGCACCUACUUUCCGGUCGACAACUUUAGUUUUUGUACGUAAAUUGGCGAACAUUAAUCGCGCUAUGUCAGAGCUGAUCGUGGACGUUAAUUUAACGCACCAUUCGUAA
This is a messenger RNA of Plasmopara halstedii, 198 nucleotides long. RefSeq lists its product as uncharacterized. The coding region runs from base 1 to 198 and encodes 65 amino acids. The record is from RefSeq and is a predicted model, not a curated record. The transcript is spliced from 2 exons. NCBI's taxonomy places the organism in Eukaryota, Oomycota, Peronosporomycetes, Peronosporales, Peronosporaceae.